Messenger RNA from Rhizopus microsporus ATCC 52813, 1760 nucleotides. RefSeq lists its product as uncharacterized. Gene Ontology annotation, molecular function: transmembrane transporter activity. Lineage: Eukaryota; Fungi; Mucoromycota; Mucoromycetes; Mucorales; Rhizopodaceae. The record is from RefSeq and is a predicted model, not a curated record. Bases 9 to 1760 code for a protein of 583 amino acids. The transcript has 5 exons. Gene Ontology annotation, biological process: transmembrane transport.
AAAAGCAAAUGGGAGCAGAUUACCCUGAAUCAUCCAUUUCAAAAAAUGCUGAUGUAGAAAAUUAUGGCACAGUCAAUGAACAUCAGAUCCAAAAACAUCUAGAAGGCAAGCCUUAUGGUGUUCAAAAAGUGUAUCUCAUGAAGACACUUGGUAACAAAUGGGAUAGAAUGCUGACCAUUUUUGGUAUCGUUGCUAUUGCCUGGGCAAAAAAUUGGGAAGGCAAUGUGAUCGCUACUGCCUCGUCCUAUAUUACCAGUGCUUUCAACUCAAUGAAUUUGGCAGCUCUUCUUAACGUUGUUCUGUACGUUCUUGAAACAGUCCUGCUGCCAUUCUAUGCAAAGUUUGCUGAUAUGGUCGGCAGAACUGAAGCCUUUGUUAUCUCUAUUUUCUUUUAUAUUUUAUCUGGUGUAGUUCAAGCCGUAGCACCCAACAUGGACACUUUAGUUGGCGGUCAAGUUAUUUAUGCCUUGGGCAUCACCGGUGUGUCCAUUCUUGGCCACGUUCUGAUUGCAGAUAUCACCACUGCUGUCAACCGUGGUCUAUUCCAAGCGUUUUACGAUUUACCUGCCAUUGUCAACAUCUUUGUUGCUCCUAUUGUCGGAAAAGCCCUUGUGGAAGCAGGCGCUUGGAGAUGGUCUUAUUCUAUGAUCUGUUUCUGUAUUACUGCCACUUCUGUGCCUUUGUUGAUCGGUCUUUUCCGUCUUGAAAAAACCGUCAAAAAGUCCCACCUUUUACCACCAAGACGUGAUGAACACUCAGGCAAGACUUUUAUGGAAAAGGCGCGCUGGUACUGCACUGAGCUCGAUGCUAUUGGAAGUUUGCUCUUUGUGGGUGCCCUUUGUAUGAUCUUGCUUCCUCUUGUACUUGCUUCAACUUGGGGUGGCUGGAAUACUCCUCGUACCAUCGGCUGUCUUGUAGCUGGCGUUAUCACAUUUAUCAUCUUUUGUGUCUAUGAAAAGUUCUUUGCCGUAAAGUCAUUUAUUCCCAUGGGCAACUGGAACACGUUGACCCCUAUCGCUGGUGUACUCUGUUGUGCUAUGGUCACCAUCUUUCAUACUUCCAACUGGACCUAUCAUAGCAUCUAUCUUCAAGUCACUCGUAGAUUGGACGUGGACAUUGCCACUUAUAUUGAUAUGAGCUAUCACGCCGUUUUCCUCAUCUCUCAAGUGCUUUCAGGUUACAUGAUGAAGCACUUCAAGGUCUAUAGACCUAUUGUCUUUGCUGGCAUCGGCUUAAAAAUGAUUGGUAUCGGCCUUAUGAUCCCUGCUCGUUUUCCCACUUCUCCUACUGCAUUUGUCGUCAUCACCCAAGUCAUCGCUGGCUUCGGUGCAGGUUGGGUCUAUGUUCCCAUCUUGGUUGCUGUCCAAAGUUCUGUCCCCGUCGCAGAUAUUGCUAUUGUUACUGCUAUGUUCCAGAUUGGUGGUACCAUUGCUACCAGUGUAGGCUCUGCUAUUGCCGGUGCUGUCUGGAAUGGUAUGCUCCCCACUGAACUUGCCAAGAACGUACCUGGUGAAUACGACCUUGCUCGUCUCCUUGGUGAUAUCACAUACAUCAAUGCACUUCCAGAAGAUCAACAUGCGGGUACCGUUCUUUCUUAUGGUAAUGUUCAAAGAAUCUUAUCUAUCGUUUCCCUUGGUCUUUCUGUUUUGUCUUUUGUCUUUUUUCUCGGCAUGCGAGGCUUUAACCUUACAGAAGGAGAGGAGGAACAGGAAAAUGAUGUACAUAAUGAAACAACUGAAACUGAUGCUCAAAAGUCAUAA